AUGGCGAAAGCAGGAGACGAGGCCAAUGGCAGGAACAAGGAACCCGACCUCACCAAAAGAGCACGAUGGGCUACGCGCAAAUUGACCAUCAAGAGCAGCGACAACAAGCGGGUAUCUAUAAUAGACAGGAUACACAAGCGGACAGGGUCGACCGAGAAGAAGAGGCAAUCUGGAGGAAGCCAGUCCAUACAACCCGAGGGCAGUAGCGAGCCUUACGAUCCGACCACCCAAGACCAAGCCGACGCGAAUAGCAUUUCAGGGGAAGAAUCCGAAAGUAGGCUCUUGUUUUUCAACAAGGAACUACCCGCCCAAUGGAAGGAUGAAGAGGGCCGUCCGACUCAGCGCUUCCCAAGGAACAAGAUUCGGACAGCCAAGUACACUCCGCUAUCCUUCAUACCGAAGAAUCUUUGGCUUCAGUUCCAGAAUGUGGCCAACAUAUUCUUCUUGUUCUUGGUCAUUCUUGUGAUCUUUCCCAUAUUUGGAGGCACUAAUCCAGGCCUCAACGCCGUCCCUCUGAUUUUUAUUAUUACUGUUACUGCCGUCAAAGACGCUGUUGAGGAUUACCGCCGGACAAUAUUGGAUAACGAUUUGAACAACGCUGGUGUACACCGUCUGGUCGGCUGGGAAAACGUGAACGUGGAAGCGGACAAUGUCUCGACCUGGCGGAAAAUCAAGAAGGCAAGCUCCAAGUUCUUCGGUACACUUUGGCGGGCGAUCGAAUCGAUGUGGAAAAAGGAUCCAAACACGAGCAGCAUGGCUGGUAUCUCUGAUUCGCGUCCAUCUAUUGAGACAACUAUAACGCACAGGCGGUCCAUGAUGUCGCCACGAACCGACCGAACCUCUUUCGUCUCGGUUAGGGAGGAUAUCCAGAUGACGCCAGUUCCGUCGCCUCUCCCGCGCCCGGACGCACUCCAAACCCCAGACCCCCGGCCAGCGUCAGGCUUGUCGCACAAUACCGUCGAGGCUGAAACGUUGGAGAGGGUGAAGGGUGAUCUCCUCAACCAUGACAAGUCCCCUAGUGGACGAGCGCGUUUUCACAAAGACGCGUGGAAAAAUCUCGUGGUUGGAGAUUUUGUCCGCCUGCACAGCGACGAAGAGAUUCCUGCUGAUGUCAUCGUGCUGUCUACGUCGGAUACUGAUGGAGCUUGCUAUGUGGAGACCAAAAACUUGGAUGGCGAAACCAACUUGAAAGUCCGACAGGCAUUGCGCUGUGGCCGAUCGAUAAAACACGCCCGAGAUUGUGAGAGGGCCGAAUUCUCCAUCGAGAGUGAAGGCGCGCAGCCUAAUCUCUACAAGUACAGCGGCGCCAUCAACUGGCAGCAAAAAGUCAACAACAAGGUCAGGGACAUGUCGGAGCCAAUUUCAAUAGACAACCUACUUCUCCGUGGGUGCAACCUGCGGAACACUGACUGGGUUCUUGGAGUUGUCAUAUUUACCGGACACGACACCAAGAUCAUGAUGAACGCUGGAGUUACACCAACUAAACGAGCCCGGAUAGCGCGAGAGUUGAACUUCAACGUGCUCUGCAACUUUGGGAUUCUUUUGAUCAUGUGUCUUAUUUCGGGCAUUGUCAAUGGAAUUUCAUGGGGCAAAACGGAUGCCUCGACCCAAUGGUUCGAGUAUGGCUCGGUUGCGGGAUCCGACCGCCCUGCGUUGACUGGGUUCAUCACCUUCUGGGCUGCUGUCAUCGUCUUCCAGAACUUGGUGCCAAUUUCGCUCUACAUUAGUUUAGAGAUUGUGAGAACGCUGCAGGCUAUUUUCAUUUACAACGAUGUUGAAAUGUACUACGAGCCGAUCGACCAGCCCUGCGUCCCCAAGUCGUGGAACAUUUCAGACGAUAUGGGCCAGAUCGAGUAUAUCUUCUCCGACAAGACCGGCACCUUGACUCAAAACGUCAUGGAGUUCAAGAAGGCUACCAUCAAUGGACAACCAUACGGAGAGGCGUAUACGGAGGCGCAGGCAGGCAUGCAGAAGCGGUUGGGUAUUGAUGUGGAGAAGGAGGGGGCUAAAGCUAGGAAGGAGAUCGCGGAAGGCAAGAUACGUGCCAUCGCAGGGCUACGCCGGAUUCACGACAAUCCCUUUUUGCACGACGAAGAAGUGACGUUCAUCGCGCCCGAUUUCGUCGAGGAUUUGUCGGGUGUCUCGGGAGAAGAGCAGAAAGCGGCCAACGAACACUUCAUGCUCGCACUGGCGCUUUGCCACACCGUGAUAGCCGAGCAUGUUCCUGGCGACCCGCCGAAGAUCGUCUUCAAAGCUCAGUCUCCAGAUGAGGCGGCUCUUGUGGCCACGGCUCGCGACAUGGGCUUUACCGUUCUGGGCAACACCGGCAAUGGCAUCAGGCUGAAUGUCAUGGGCGAAGAAAGACAUUAUACUGUUCUUAACACAAUCGAGUUUAACUCGACCCGCAAACGGAUGAGUGCAAUCGUCAAGAUGCCCGAUGGCCGGAUCUUGCUACUGUGCAAAGGUGCUGAUAGCAUAAUCUAUUCGCGGUUGAAGCGCGGAGAGCAAGCCGAACUCCGCAAGACCACGGCUGAGCACCUUGAAAUGUUUGCACGUGAGGGUCUGCGAACUUUAUGCAUUGCAGAGCGUGUUCUCUCCGAGCAGGAAUAUCUUGAGUGGCGAAAGGAGCACGACAAGGCUGCCACGGCCCUCCAGGAUCGAGAAGAGAAAAUGGAGGAGGUGGCUGACAAGAUUGAACGGGACUUCACCCUCCUUGGCGGCACUGCCAUCGAAGAUCGACUUCAGGACGGCGUCCCCGAUACGAUCGCUUUGCUGGGAGAUGCGGGUAUCAAGCUAUGGGUUUUGACUGGAGACAAGGUCGAGACGGCCAUCAACAUCGGGUUCUCUUGCAACCUUCUCAACAACGACAUGGAACUCAUCCAUCUCAAGGUAGACGAAGACGAAACAGGUGCCACGAGUGACGAACAGUUCAUACAACGUCUCGAAAAGGAACUCGACCGGAAUUUGAAGAUAUUUGGCAUGACUGGCAGCGACGAAGAUUUAGUUGCCGCCAGGCAGAACCACGAAGCACCGGGCCCUACUCACGCCUUGGUGAUCGAUGGUUUCACGCUCAGAUGGGUGCUCGAUGACAGCGUCAGACAAAAGUUUCUGUUGCUUUGCAAGCAGUGCAAAUCAGUCCUUUGUUGUCGUGUGAGUCCAGCCCAGAAGGCGGCAGUAGUGGCCAUGGUCAAGACCGGUCUCGACGUUAUGACGCUAUCCGUCGGCGACGGUGCCAAUGAUGUUGCCAUGAUUCAAGAAGCUGACGUUGGCGUUGGAAUUGCUGGUGUGGAAGGUCGCCAGGCCGUCAUGUCCUCAGACUACGCCGUGGGGCAAUUCCGCUUCCUUCAAAGGCUAAUCCUUGUUCAUGGCCGGUGGUCUUACAGACGUUUGGCCGAAACCAUCUCCAACUUCUUUUACAAGAACAUGGUGUGGACAUUUGCCAUCUUCUGGUACCAGUGCUUUUGCAACUUCGACAUCACCUACGUCUUUGACUACACCUACAUUCUGCUAUUUAACUUGUUCUUCACCUCCGUGCCCGUUGUUCUCAUGGGUGUCCUUGACCAAGAUGUGUCGGAUUCCGUAUCAUUGGCCGUCCCUCAACUCUAUCGCCGCGGUAUCGAGCGUAUGGAAUGGACGCAGACGAAGUUUUGGCUAUACAUGGUUGAUGGUGUCUACCAAAGCAUCAUGUGUUUCUUCAUUCCGUACCUCACCGUCAUUAGCAGCCCGUCGGUCGCCGGUAAUGGCCUAGACGUUUCUGAUCGACUGCGGCUCGGAUGUUAUAUUGCUCAUCCUGUUAUUAUCACCAUCAACCUCUACAUCCUCAUCAACAUGUACCGAUGGGAUUGGCUCUCCCUGCUAGUGGUUGCCAUCAGCGAUCUGUUCAUCAUAUUUUGGACUGGUGUCUUCACGUCGACUACUUAUUCGGCUGUCUUCUAUGGUUCCGCAGUUCAGGUGUAUUCUGAGGCAUCUUUCUGGGCCGUUUUCAUCAUUGUCCCGGUCAUUUGCAUAUUUCCCCGCUAUGCCAUCAAGGCCAUUCAGAAAGUCUACUACCCCUAUGAUGUGGAUAUCAUCCGGGAGCAAGUGACGCAGGGCAAGUUCAAUUACCUCGACGAGAAAAGUUCAGUCGAUGAAGUUCCCAACCCGACUUCGUCGCAAUCAUCUCAGUCGUCCAGGAUUAAGCGUCACCAGCAGUAUCCCAGCGUGGAUGAGGAUCGGAGGCCUAUCUACCCUCCCACGUUACAUUCCACCGCCACACACAACCCUCGCAGUCAAAAUGGAAGCGACGGAACAAAUUACACAAGGCACGAACCGUCUGUCGAUAUACCAAUUCGACCAUCUUUGGACCGAGUACGGCCAUCAUAUGAUCGUUUGCGUGCCUCGAUGGACCGAGUCAGGCCGAGCUACGAACAAUCUAAUGAUUUCACUUCAGCUGCGAUGCUGAACCGGUAUGAAUCGACACACGUGGGGCCUACGCAGCACCCCAACGCUGACCCCAAUGCCAAUUCGGCCGAUGGGACUGGCAUAGUGAACCGAAUCAGGCGACGAACUCGCGGCAAAUCUUUUAAGUCGCCUUUUGCAUUCCACCGAGACAACCACAUUGAAGAACACGAAUAG
Messenger RNA from Pseudomassariella vexata, 4614 nucleotides. RefSeq names its product P-type ATPase-like protein. The record is from RefSeq and is a predicted model, not a curated record. Gene Ontology annotation, cellular component: plasma membrane. Gene Ontology annotation, molecular function: magnesium ion binding; ATPase-coupled intramembrane lipid carrier activity; ATP binding. The transcript has 3 exons. Gene Ontology annotation, biological process: phospholipid translocation. The coding region runs from base 1 to 4614 and encodes 1537 amino acids. NCBI's taxonomy places the organism in Eukaryota, Fungi, Ascomycota, Sordariomycetes, Amphisphaeriales, Pseudomassariaceae.